CGAACCCCAGACCCACUGGAGAGUAGGACCCAGUCCAACCCACUACGCCACCGCACCCCCCCAAACCAAUAGACUCGAGCAGAUAAUGGAAAAGUAAAUGCACCUCUCUCCAGCGCUGCGAACAGGUGAACUGCGAGUGACUCUUUGGAGAAAAGGGCGUAGAAAAUUGCUCCUGAUACUGUCGUUAACUGCUGGGAGGGAAUUCAGUGGGGUGAAUGUCUACCUCUGAAGCACUCAGACCAGUAAUGUUUCAUGACAGUUUUCAAUUUCAAAAUAAUGAACCCUAUUGUUUGGUGCGCAUUUAGUUGGCGGUAUACGGUAAUUUUGCGUAUACGGCAAUGUGCGCAUGUCCGGCUAAACAAAUAUGUCUGCGCCCAUACAGACAACGAGACGUGAAGCCAUUUGUGGAAUUCAUUCAUUUAAUUCGAUGACAGAAAACGUUAUUAGAGUAACCAGAUGUCACGCGAAGAUACAGUUUAGCGGCGAGUGACUGUACUGUAUAUAAUGUAAUAUGAGCGGUUUAAUUCAGGAAGUUUAUAGUAUUUAGUCACAUAACUUACAGUCCGCGAAGCCGAAGCCUCUUGACUUGUGUGAAGUUGUGUCAAGAUUCCCUUUUCUUACCCUGAGUUAUGAUGCCCCUGGUUUGCGUGUCAUUUUCAAAGACGAAUGUCCGGCACACUGUGAAUAUGUUAGUCCAUUUUAACGCGCAUUUGCGAGGCCUUUUUUCUCACAGAUGCUUCAUUCGAACCCGCAACCGGCCACUGACAGCCAUUGUUGGGAGCCAGUUUAAAGGUGCGCGUCCAGCGGGCUCUAAAAUGGGGAGGUGCGUUCACACCACAGGGCCGCGGAUGGCCGCCAGCGUGCUGUCCGCCGAGGAGCUCUUCGCAAAGGAGUCGCUGCAGCGGUAUCUGCGCAGGGCGCUGGCCGAGUACAGCGAGUGCGCGCGCGCUGAGGCACGUGCCGGCGGCGAGCGCCGCGCGGACCACGGUGAUGAGGAGCUCAGGAGGAGGAGGAGGGCCAGGGCCACACAGCUGAGACCCCUGGUGGAGCAGGUCCGGAUCCUGGAGAUCAAGCGCAAGGAGCUGGAAGACAUCGAGGCCCUGGCCAAAGAUGACGAUCCUGACAUACGGCAGCUGGCAGCGGCCGAAAAGACGGCCUGCGAAGAGGCUACACGAGACCUGAGGAGAAACAUCCUGUGUCUUCUGGUCCCCGUGGAGAUGGGCGAUGACAGUGACCUGGUCCUGGAGGUGACGGCGGGGGUGGGAGGGCAGGAGGCGAUGCUCUUCACUGCGGAGAUGUUUGACAUGUACCAGAGAUUUGCUGCCUUCAAAGGCUGGGAGUUUGAGACGCUGGAGUACACACCGAGUGACAUCGGUGGGCUACGCCAUGCCUCUGCCACGGUCAGCGGACCGCAGAGUUACAAGACAAUGAAGUUCGAGGGUGGGGUGCACCGAGUCCAGAGGGUCCCCAGAACGGAGAAGCAGGGCCGUAUGCACACGAGCACGAUGACCGUGGCCGUUCUGCCUCAGCCCACAGAGAUCACCCUAAAUAUCAGCGCAAAGGAUUUGAAGAUAGAAACGAAGAGGGCAAGUGGAGCGGGCGGACAGCACGUUAACACCACGGACAGCGCAGUGCGAAUCGUGCACAUCCCUACAGGCGUGGUGUCCGAGUGCCAGCAGGAGAGGUCUCAGCUGAAGAACAAGGAGAAGGCCAUGAAACUGCUGCGUGCCAAACUCUACAGCCUGAAGCUGGAAGAGGAGUCCAGUAAGCGCAAUCAGGCUCGCAAAAUUCAGAUUGGGACCAAAGGCAGAUCAGAGAAAAUCCGGACCUACAACUUCGCUCAGGACCGUGUGACAGACCACAGGAUUGGGAAGACCGUCCACGACGUCAAGAGCUUCCUGCUCGGAGAGGAGCUCUUGGAGGAAAUGAGCCAAUUUCUGCUACAGUUCUCCGAACAGGAGGCUCUGUUGGACAUUUUGGGAGAAGAUGCAGACUGAUGAGUGAUGAGCUGUUACACAGGAAACCCACUUGAUUGUGUUGAACCCUAUGGACACACUCUGCGUGUGAGGAUGCUGAAAUAUAGAGCUGAUCGUUAGUGAGGCCUCUCUACACAAGCGUGCGCUUCU
This is a messenger RNA of Scleropages formosus (Asian bonytongue), 2126 nucleotides long. RefSeq names its product mitochondrial translational release factor 1-like (gene mtrf1l). The record is from RefSeq and is a predicted model, not a curated record. Gene Ontology annotation, cellular component: mitochondrion. The transcript is spliced from 7 exons. Bases 630 to 1997 code for a protein of 455 amino acids. Gene Ontology annotation, molecular function: translation release factor activity. NCBI's taxonomy places the organism in Eukaryota, Metazoa, Chordata, Actinopteri, Osteoglossiformes, Osteoglossidae. Gene Ontology annotation, biological process: mitochondrial translational termination.